This is a messenger RNA of Zymoseptoria tritici IPO323, 1581 nucleotides long. RefSeq lists its product as uncharacterized. The transcript is spliced from 2 exons. The coding region runs from base 1 to 1581 and encodes 526 amino acids. Lineage: Eukaryota; Fungi; Ascomycota; Dothideomycetes; Mycosphaerellales; Mycosphaerellaceae. The record is from RefSeq and is a predicted model, not a curated record.
AUGGCCGACAAAACAGCUCCUCGAGUGCCGGCAUGGAAGCGUAUCGGCCUCAAGUUGAAAUAUGCUCAAGACAUUGAUCCUGCACAAACUUCGACAACAACGACAACGACCACUCCGAUAGCCAUUGCGACUCCUCCGAAGCCUGCAGUACGACAGCCCAAGAGAUCUCUAGAUGAUACGACGUCGGCCCCAGAAACUCCAGCGAAACGUGCCAAACCGACAUCUGAGCGACAAUCAUACGAUUUUGCAAAACCCAAGUCAUUCGUACCGCCAGAGCAACCUGCAUAUGUUCCUAAACGAUACGGUUUCGCAGGGAUCUCAGUCGAGCCUGCCGGGAAGAAGAUCACUUUCGGCGACGACGACACCGAUCUUCCUCUUGUGACCGAGCCCGAACCCAAGGAAAUACCGCCAGCCAAGGUAGCCCGGCCGUCCACCCUCAGAAAAUCUGUCUCCUUCACGCCCGACACAAAGCAGAAGGACGGAGAAACUGGUCAGCAGUACUUCAAAGCGUGGGCGUCUGGCCACGAUCCGACGGCCGUCGACCCUUCGACUACCCAGGUCUCUCCCUCGAAACCCGCAAAGGAGCCCAAGGAGAAGAAAGCGAAGAAGCCCAAGAAGUCCAAAUCGACCACCAUUUCCGAACCGAAGGCCUCAAAGACAUCCAAGGACGAAGACUCACCCAGUACAAAUUCGAAGGAAAUCCCAGUCUACGUCGAAUACCUGCAGCAAUACUUCACCGACCGCGCCAACUGGCGUUUCAAGAAGAACAACCAGAACGACCUCCUCAAAAACCUCUUCAACAUCUACCGCAUUCCCGAAGAACACAAUCCAGCUAUCGUCGCUUACUUGAACGGUCUCCAAGGCUCCGCCCGCGAACGAGUCGCGAUCCAAGCGGAAGACAUCCUCAAAGACAUUUACGAGGCAUCUUCUCCUCCGGCGGACGAAGCCAUGUCGCUCAACCACCCCGCCGCGAGGAAAGAAGCAUAUUACGGCGCUCUCCUGCGCCAAAUCCAAAAGUACGAAGAUGCCGGCGCCGGACGGUCCGAGUACAAUGACCAGCAGCUGCGCGAGAUUCGUGAGAAAACUAUCCAAGGCCGACGCGCAAGAGAAAUUUUGGAACACGGCCUAAUAGCGGAACUCCGCCCCGAAAUGCUGCAAACUCCACCCGCGACAGCUACGCCUGAAGCUCCCGCUGCGGUCGUGGCAGAGGCUUCAGCAAAGACCAAGCGCAAACGCAAGGCUCGCACGGAUGUCUCUUCAUCCUCAGACAGCUCCAGCAGCGACGACUCUUCCUCGUCGGACAGUGACAGUGAUAGCGACGCCGACAGCAAGCCCGCACCGCCGGCGAAGAAAGCGAAGAAGGGCGGGAUCUUUGACAACGACCUAUUGGACAUCGCGUUCGGGGACAGGUCCAGAGGUAAGAACUCGAUCGCGAGUCCCGCUGCAGUUUCGCAAGGGAAAGUGAAGGCGAAGACAUUGGCGAUGGCGAACGGGACGCGCGGAAAAGUUGAGAACGAUGAUGAUGACGAUUCAAGCAGUGAGGACAGUAGUAGUAGUGAGGAUAGCUCGGACAGCGAAUAG